GCGGUCCUCGCACUUUUGCGUCGCGAUUUUGCCGACAACGAUACCGCGCUACUCCUUGGCGGGAUGGCUCCCGAUUACCAAACUCGCCUUGUGGAAGGCAUCGGUAGCACGAUUGAUCUCUCGGUCGCUGAAGCUACGGCCGCCCAGAAGGCAUUGGAGGAACAAGUCACCCAAAUGUCUUCGCACGGGCGAUACCUUGAAUAUUCUCUUCGCUUCGCUCGCCAGAAAAUUGCAUCCCUUGAAGAACAAACCUCCACCAUGACGUCACAUGGUCGCCUCCUCGAAUAUUCCCUGCGCAUUGCUCACGAUGAGAUUGCGCGCCUCACGCGCGCUUCGGAGUCGGCAACGUCAUGGCCUUCUCGCCUGAAGUCGAUUAAGCUGUAUGUUGCCAAGUCGGCGGAGCGGAGUCGCUUUUGCGAUGUCGCAUUUGAAGGGUUGUACAGAAGAUUGGGCGUUCUCUAA
Molecule: messenger RNA, 462 nt
Organism: Aphanomyces astaci
Lineage: Eukaryota; Oomycota; Saprolegniomycetes; Saprolegniales; Verrucalvaceae
Exons: 1
Source: RefSeq, a predicted model, not a curated record